This is a messenger RNA of Cornus florida, 732 nucleotides long. Its product is annotated as secreted RxLR effector protein 161-like. The record is from RefSeq and is a predicted model, not a curated record. The coding region runs from base 1 to 732 and encodes 243 amino acids. Lineage: Eukaryota; Viridiplantae; Streptophyta; Magnoliopsida; Cornales; Cornaceae. The transcript has a single exon.
AUGCAAACUCCUAGGAGUACUUCAUCUAAAUUGGAUAGAGACUCUGAUCUUAAAAAGGUUGAUCCUACCUUUUAUAGGAGUAUGAUUGGUAGCUUAUUGUAUUUGGCAGCUAGUAGGCCAAAUAUUUCAUUUUGUGUAGGUAUUUGUGUUAGGUAUCAAGUUGAUCCUAGAGAACAACAUUUUCUUAUGGUCAAGCGUGUUAUUCGUUAUGUCAAUAGUAUAUUGAAUUAUGGAUUAUGUUAUUCUUCUGAGUCUAACUUUGAGAUUGCAGGUUAUAUUGAUGCUGAUUGGGCAGGUAACAAGGAUGAUAAAAAGAGUACUUCCGGUGGUUGUUCCUAUGUAGGUACUAAUCUUGUUUCAUGGUACAACAAGAAGCAAAAUUGCAUAUAUUUAUCAUCUUGUGAGGCUGAAUACAUUACUGCUAGAAAUUGUUGCACACAAUUGCUUUGGAUGAAACAAAUACUUAUGGAUUAUGGAUUUGAUCAGGAAACUAUUGCUAUCUUUUGUGAUAAUACUAGUACAAGUAAUAUUUCAAAGAAUCUAGUUUUACAUUCUAGGACUAAGCACAUUGACAUUCGAUAUCAUUUUCUUAGAGAAUUAGUUGAACAAAAUGUCGUGUCUUUGGAAAAAGUGCAUACUUAUCAGAAUUUGGCUGACAUUCUCACCAAGCCAUUACAUGCUCUUAAGUUUUCUUAUCUUAGGAAAUCUAUAGGCAUUUGUUGUCUUGAUUAG